AUGACGCUCAAAAGUAACAAGUGCGGGAACGCUUUGCCUCCGAAGAAGAAGAGUAACAAUCUCGCGAUGAAAUCAACCGCGACGGAUUCCGAGGAAUUGUCCUCGUCGGACGCGGAAAUCUUGGCGCAAAUUGCCGCCAUUAAAGCGGAAAACGAAGCUUUGAAACGCGAUUUGCAAGCCAAAGUCUCCACGGUGAAGAAGACGAAGAGUGCGAAUACUACUACUACGAAUAAAACGAGCGGCGGUAACAACGGGAAAAGUAGGGCUACCGCUGCCACCGAGAAGGAGAGUAAAACGACGACGAGUGAAAAAGGAGGGAAAGUUGAACCAGCGUUCGCCGGGGAGUUGCCGGAUGUGUACGUCGGGGGCGAUUCGGAGUAUACGGUGGAGAACGCGGCGAAGGAAGCCGCCGCAGCAGCAGCAGCUUCUUCUUCGUCGUCGUCGACGGCGACUGAAAAGAGUACCCCCGCGCCACCGACCUCCUCCUCAUCUGCUUCUUCUGGGUCUUCAACGUCUCUGUUAACGCCAGGUUUUGAAAUCGAUCCGAUCGUGAAAUCGGAAUCGCCGAAAAAUAUCGUUUUUGUCACCUCUGAAGUCGCGCCGUGGUCGAAAACGGGCGGUUUAGCGGACGUUUGCGGGUCGUUGCCGCAAGCGCUGGUGGCGAGAGGCCAUCGCGUGAUGGUUAUCGCUCCGAGAUAUUUGAACGGAACGAAAAGCGAUAAAUUAUACGAAGGCGCGUUCGAUACGUGCGUGAAAUCAAAGUUAGGAUGUUUCGAAGGGUUGCAAGAGGUUGGGUAUUUCCACCAGAUCAAAAACGGCGUCGAUUACGUGUUCGUGGACCAUCCUUCGUACCAUCGGGCGGGAUCGUUAUACUCUGACGUGACCAAUAAAACCUACGGCGAUAACCAGUUUAGAUAUACUUUGUUGGCACACGCCGCGUGCGAAGCGCCUUUGGUGUUGCCGUUCGAGAACACCGGCGGGAGAUACGGCGACGACGUCGUUUUCGUCGCCAACGAUUGGCACGCCGGUUUGGUACCGCUUUUAGUCGCCUCGAAAUAUAGACCGCACAACGUCUACGGCAACGCGAGAACCAUCUGCGCUAUUCACAAUAUCGCGCACCAAGGCGUGGAACCAAACACGACGUUCCCAAACUUAGGCGUUCCCGGAGAAUGGUACAGCGCUUUAGAGUACCAAUACCCAGAAUGGAUGCGAGCGCACGAGUUGGACGAAGGCAAAGUCGUGAACAUUUUGAAAGGCGCGAUUGCAACGUCCGAUCGCGUUUUAACCGUUUCGGAAGGGUACGCGUACGAAAUUACCACUCCGGAAGGAGGUAAAGGUUUGGAAGGUUUGUUGGCGGCGCGAUCGCACCGAUUAAACGGCGUCGCGAACGGCAUCGACUUGGAAGAGUGGAACCCGAGCGACGAUAAAGAUUGCGCGGCUCCGUAUUCCAUCUUGGAUUUCAGCGGUAAAUUGGAGUGUAAAAGAGCGUUGCAACGAGAGAUGGGUUUGCCGGAAAGAGACGACGUCCCGGUCCUCGGCUUCAUCGGUCGAUUGGAUUGGCAAAAAGGUCCGGAUCUCAUUCGCGACGCGUUAGGGGCGUUGAUGAAUGAAGAUUGUCAAGUCAUCAUGCUUGGCUCUGGUUUAACCGAAUUGGAAGAGUGGAUGAAAUGGGCGGAAGGGCAGUACCCGGACCGAUUCCGAGGGUGGGUUGGAUUCUCCAUCCCCAUGGCGCACAGAAUUACCGCCGGCGUGGACAUUUUCUUGAUGCCCUCGCGAUUCGAACCGUGCGGUUUGAACCAGUUGUAUUCCAUGCGAUACGGUACGUUACCGGUCGCGCACGCCACGGGAGGUUUAAGAGACACCAUCAAACAACACAAUCCGUUCGCGGAUAUCUCGAAACCAGAAGAAGUUGGUGAAGUCGGUACCGGAUGGUUGUUCGAUAACAUGUCCACGCAAGAUUUCAUCGAAGCGACGAAGUGGUCUAUUCACGUGUUCAAAGAAAAGAAGGACGUUUGGAGAGCUAUGCAAGUCCAAGCGAUGACGCAAGACUUGAGUUGGAACAAGAAAGCGGCGGAAUGGGAACAAAUCUUCGAUUGGGCGAAGGUUGACCCGCCUCAUUGCACUUAA
This is a messenger RNA of Bathycoccus prasinos, 2127 nucleotides long. RefSeq lists its product with no specific name. Gene Ontology annotation, molecular function: alpha-1,4-glucan glucosyltransferase (UDP-glucose donor) activity. The transcript has a single exon. Gene Ontology annotation, cellular component: chloroplast. The coding region runs from base 1 to 2127 and encodes 708 amino acids. Lineage: Eukaryota; Viridiplantae; Chlorophyta; Mamiellophyceae; Mamiellales; Bathycoccaceae. The record is from RefSeq and is a predicted model, not a curated record.